AUGGCCGAACAUUCAACCCGCAUCAAGACACGUUUCCUCAUCCUCUCAGACACGCACUCCGCCACCCCCUCCCAAAACAUCUCCAACGAAGCCACUGCAUUCCGCCCGCCACUCCCACAGGCAAAUGUAAUACUCCAUUGUGGCGACCUCACCAUGCUCGGUCUCGUCGAAGAAUACGAGAAGACGCUGGAGAUGCUGGGAGGCAUGGAGGCAGAGCUGAAGCUCGUAAUAGCUGGCAAUCAUGACAUCACGCUGGAUGCAAAGUACUAUGCCAGAAAGGGCGAGUUCAUGCACAGCGGGUACACAGCCUUUGACCCUGAUUUACCCCGUCGAGCUCGGGAGCUGUGGCUGGGUGAAGGGGCGCGCAGAGCCGGUGUCACGUAUCUCGAAGAGGGCACGCAUACAUUUACUUUGGCCAAUGGUGCCAGACUUCGUGUCUAUGCAUCUCCCUACCAGCCAGAGUUUUGCGAUUGGGCUUUUCCGUAUUUCCGCAAUCAGGACCGGUAUAAUGCAAACCAUCAGUCUACCCAGGCGGCAGAGUGUAUUGCAGAGAACCCGGUUCCUGACUUUCCGCACGUGGACGUAAUGAUGACACAUGGCCCGCCAAUGGGGAUUUUGGAUACUGUAGGCACAGGUGAGCAUGUUGGCUGUGAGCACCUCUUACGAGCUUCGCGACGGUGUAGACCGAGGUUGCAUUGUUUCGGCCACAUCCAUGAGGGAUGGGGCGCACAGCUUGUGCGUUGGCGAGAGGACACCGGGCUGGAUGCGAGUGCGAACGCGCCAAUUGAGAGGCUCACUGAUAUCGAUGUCGACGCAGAGAGGAUGGUGAAUGAACGAGGGGCAAGUCUAGAUAUAAGUUCUGGUUCUGGCAUGGCUGUUGAACCUGGCAAAGACACCCUCAUGGUCAACGCCAGUAUCAUGACACUCAGCUACAAGCCUUGGAAUGGGCCAUGGAUCGUUGACCUUGACCUCGAACGCGACACAUGA
Messenger RNA from Plenodomus lingam JN3, 987 nucleotides. The record is from RefSeq and is a predicted model, not a curated record. NCBI's taxonomy places the organism in Eukaryota, Fungi, Ascomycota, Dothideomycetes, Pleosporales, Leptosphaeriaceae.